UAGUAAUCAUAUAUCGGGCUGCUGAGCAGAUCGCGUGAGUAUAAACCCCACUAGCCACCCUGGUCAUAGCGACUAUUGAUACCUAAAUACCUAUCUCAUUGGACAACAUUAUAAUAAUCCAUAUGAUAUAAUAAGGCUGUCUCGCAUCACUAUGAAAACUGUGAAAACUACAACAUUCAGAGCUUUCGAUAAAUCCCCUUCGUCAUAGAGUCCAUCAGGUAAGAUAUCUUGUCAUUCUGCAAUGUUAUCCGAUCUAUAGCCUAACAGUUUCAUUAUAGAAUUCCUGUUCGACCCUCCCACAUAACCAUUACUCGAUCGAUUACCUCGCACUUCUACAACAAAUUAUCGCAUAUACUACGUACCUGAGAGUAAGAAUUCUUUUUACUAUCAUAUUUAAAGGAUUUUAUUUAAGAUAUUUAUAGUUUCGACGAGUAUUCGUUUACAUCAUGUCUGCGUCUGAGGAAAAAAAGGAUUUUCAGAUCUGGGGUAUUGAAGAAAGCGACCAUGAUAGGAAGAUUGAGUUCAAGGGAAAAUUGAUUUUGAUCUAUAAUGAAACAACAAAGCAUACACCGGUGGAUAAGCUCGAUGUUAAUAAUAGAGAAGGUUUCAUCAUUCCGAAGGGUUAUACAUGUGAACUUCAUGGUGGUGGUACUGGAUCUUUUGCUAGAUUAUCUGAUAUGAUUUGAGAAAAUAAUUACAAGCCCACUUCCAUCAGCUGC
Molecule: messenger RNA, 719 nt
Organism: Sclerotinia trifoliorum
Lineage: Eukaryota; Fungi; Ascomycota; Leotiomycetes; Helotiales; Sclerotiniaceae
Source: the annotation of a GenBank genome assembly